Messenger RNA from Lethenteron reissneri (Far Eastern brook lamprey), 2430 nucleotides. RefSeq names its product G-protein coupled receptor 83-like. Gene Ontology annotation, cellular component: plasma membrane. The record is from RefSeq and is a predicted model, not a curated record. Gene Ontology annotation, molecular function: neuropeptide Y receptor activity. NCBI's taxonomy places the organism in Eukaryota, Metazoa, Chordata, Hyperoartia, Petromyzontiformes, Petromyzontidae. Gene Ontology annotation, biological process: neuropeptide signaling pathway.
CAACAACAACAACAACCCUCUUCAAUCUCAACAACAACCACCACCACGCACACGCAACCAUCCCCGCGGGUUCGUGCCCUUUCACCAGCCAUGGUGGAAUUCCUCCACAGUCUGUGGCACGCUCUGCCCUACCACACGAGGCACGCAUGGCUCGGCUCUGCCGCGGGCGGCGAUGGGAACGCGUCUCUCGUCGCCAAGUUCUCCGUCGGCGGCGUCGGCCCCGUGCCCCCCCACGCCGCCCUGACCACGGGCGCCAACUUCGGCCCGUCCGACCCUUCGGCCUCCGCCGACAGCAACAACGGCACAGGCGAAAUCGCAGUGGCCGCAGCAGCAGCGGCAGCGGACUUCUCGAUCGAGAAACUCAAGGGUCUGGCCGCGAGCUCCGUGCGACAGGACGGCACCGUCAAGGCGCUGCUCAUCGUCGCCUACUCGGUGAUCAUCGUCAUCUCGCUGUUCGGCAACGCGCUCGUGUGCCACGUGGUGAUCAAGAACAAGCGGAUGCAGUCGGCGACCAGCAUGUUCAUCGUGAACCUCGCAAUCGCCGACAUCAUGAUCACCACCCUCAACACGCCCUUCACGCUGGUGCGAUUCGUCAACAGCAACUGGGUGUUCGGCAAGACCAUGUGUCACGUGAGCCGCUUCGCGCAGUACUGCUCGCUCCACGUGUCCACACUCACCCUCACGGCCAUCGCGCUCGAUCGAUACCAGGUCAUAAUGCACCCGCUCAAACCUCGCAUGUCCAUGCUCAAGGGGGGACUCUGCGUCUCCGUCAUCUGGGUACUGGCCACCGCCUUCUCCCUGCCCCACGCCGUCUUUCAGAAGCUAUUCAGCUUCGAGUACAGCAAAGAGCACUACCGGAGCAUGUGCAUGCCGGACUUCCCGGAGCCGGCCGACGUGGUGUGGAAGGCCCUGGACCAGGCGACCUUCGUGCUGCUCUACGUGCUGCCGCUGCUCAUCGUCUCCGUGGCCUACGUGACCGUCGCCAAGAAGCUGUGGCUGCGCAACGCCAUCGGCGACGUCACCACGGAGCAGUACGUGGCCCACCGGCGCAAGAAGAAGAAGACCAUCAAGAUGCUCAUGCUCGUGGUGGUGGUCUUCGCCGUCUGCUGGUUCCCGCUCAACUGCUACGUGGUGCUGCUCUCCAGCCAGGCCAUCCAGACCAACAACGGCAUCUACUUCGCCUUCCACUGGCUGGCCAUGAGCAGCACCUGCUACAACCCCUUCAUCUACUGCUGGCUCAACGAGAGCUUCCGCUCCGAGCUCAAGGCCCUCGUGGCCAUCUGCAGGCCGCGGGGGGGGGCGGCUCCGGCGGCGGCGGCGGCGGCGGGGGGGGAUGCCGGCGGCAACCCUCUGGACGUGAUCCCCCGCGCGUCGCGCCAAGGCGUGGGCCGAGCAGAGGCCCUUCAACGGGCCGUCGACGAGCAGCGCCCGGUCCACAGGCAACCUCGUGACGGUCAAGACCGACCUGUCGUCGGUGGAGCCCACGAUCGCUGUGAGUGGCAGCAGCGGUGGUAGCGGUGGUGCCGCGAGGCAGUGAGGGCCCCCCCCCCCACCUCCCGGUUAAUGCCGCGGUCUGCGCUGUCACGCGGACAGCACCCGCGCCGUUGCCGGUUCGCAGCGGACGUUUCAACGUCCUGCGACGUUACGUUGUUCAUGUCGCGUGUUGUUAUUCUACUUGCUUCGCCGAGGAAAGAUUGACCGUGCCUCGUGACUUUUUUUCACGAAGGUCCUGGCCAGGUUUUUUCGCAUUACGGGGUGGGGUCGGGGGGUAGAUGAUUGGUAUGUGAUAGAUUUCCAAUUGAGUAAAAGAGAGCAAGCCAUGAGUCCUUGCCACUCAGUUGGAAUUUUCCAAAUUUGCCUGCAAACUACUCAAAUGGGGGGAAAAAGACAUCGCAAUCAUCAAAACUAGCGGACGAAGUGGUUUUUCGCGCGGACAUUUUACAGCAGCUGAAUCUAAAUGUGGAGGGAAAAACCCGGAGGACUGAGAGACAGAACACGCAGACUUCAAAUAUACAGCAGCAGGCGUCGUCAGGGUCGGGAUCGAACCCACGACCUCCUGUUUACCAGGCGAGGUAGUUAACAUCUCCUAGCCACCGUGGUGGCCAAAAUUGGAGCUCACGGUUGUAUUUUUUACAAAUAUUUAUUUUUUAUUUGUGCAGGCCCGAUACAUCUCGUCGUGACGCAUGCACACACACGCACACAACACACACCGUCAACAUGAAUCCAACCCCGUUAUGAAAAGCAGGGGGCUGUAGAAAGAUGAAGGAAGCAAUCUCGUUGCCCCAAACCAUCCAAGGUGAGUCCCACCAAGGACAAUUUUGUGUUGUUGUUAUAAUAAUAGUAAUGGGGAAGGGAUGACAAGAGGAGAGUGGGAUAUAACCAAAGCACGCCUGACAUUGAGAAUCAAAUAAAAACGCAAGAGGCGACCUC